CGAUCGAAUAAGAGCAGCGUGCCGAAAUGGAUGGCUGAAGAUCACCCGCCAUGUGGCCGCGAAACAUGAAUCAGCCGUAUGGCGGAUAAUCCGUCCAUUCUCGAUGGACAAAAAGCUUUCUUCCAAAGAGAAAAUAAAAGAACGAAACCGUCCUUCGUAGAAAAAGCCCAUCUCCUCUUCCCCUUCACUCACUCCCAUUCUACUCCGGCACCAGAAAACCAUGUAACAGGUGAUAGAGAGAGAUCAAAGGGUGCGCAUUACGCAUAACCGCACAAAGUAGAGAAGGAGAGAGAGAGUGAGAGAGAGAGAGAGAGAAUGGCGACGCUGCAGAAAUUCAAGGUCCUCGCGACUCGAUGCGCGCUCUCAUCCAGCCCCUCUCAAAGUCCCAACACGAGCCCCGCCUUCCAAAUCCGGCGCCGGACGACCCUCAGAAAGCUCCUCGGCCGAGGAGGGAACCGACGAUUCGUGCGCCGAGGAGGAGAGCCCCCCGACCGAGAUCGCCAAAAGAUCGUCACCGAUCCGGCUGAGAAGAAGGCGCUUCUCAGUCAUACACUGAAGGAUCUGUUCGUCUCAUCCCCGCCGUUGGAUGACAUAGGAGGGAACUGUACGGAGAGAGAGAGCGGAGGUAGAAUGUUGGGAUUCGAAGGAGGUUUCGUGAGCCGGCGUAACGGGGCGGUUACAGGGAGGGGCAUGUCGGGGGCGUUUCGGUAUCGGAUGCUGAGGAAGGUUUGGAGGCCGGUGCUGGUCCCGAUUCCUGAGUAGAUGGUAAGAAAAGGUACGGAUAACACGAAGAUAAUUUGGGUGUGUUUUGUAAAUUUUUUGGGUUUGAAAUUUCAACAGGGAUAUCUCUGCAAGAGGAUAAUAAUUCAUCUAGUGGGUCUUGCUAACGUGCGCCCAGGGACAACCUGCGCUUUAACCA
Messenger RNA from Magnolia sinica, 919 nucleotides. RefSeq lists its product as uncharacterized. The transcript has a single exon. NCBI's taxonomy places the organism in Eukaryota, Viridiplantae, Streptophyta, Magnoliopsida, Magnoliales, Magnoliaceae. The record is from RefSeq and is a predicted model, not a curated record. The coding region runs from base 316 to 762 and encodes 148 amino acids.